AUGAUAAAUCUGAAUCGAAACUCAGAGAAAAACGUCCACAAAAAGAUAAUUGACCAGUUAUCGAAGUGUGGUAGGAAUUGCCAUGAUGCAGAACUUCUUGAAUAUAUAUUUCCACAGAUAACGGCCUAUUGCCACGCAAUGAAAAUGCUGAGUAAAUCCGUCAUCCACUACAACGAGGCGCCGAGUAAGACCCAGUAUGUCACCCAGGUCCUGGCUACUCUAGCAGUGUCUCUCGGACCAUUUGCCGCAGGAUUAGGCAAGGGCUACACCUCGCCCGCGAUUGCUUCGCUGCAGCAGCUGCAGGUGAGAGCAGUUUUCAAUGCAAGUGCUGCUACUUUUAUUGUCACAGAACAGCAGGCCAGUUGGAUAGCCAGUUUGUCACUUCUAGGAGCACUAUUUGGAGGGAUAUUCGGCGGAAUGGCAAUGCGAUUUGGUCGAAAACGUGUUAUAAUCGUAACAUCUCUUCCAUACUCCGUUGCCUGGAUGUUGACAGUUUUGGCUUCGUCUGUGGAAAUGAUGUUUGUUAGUGCAUUUGUUGCUGGUUUAUGUUGUUCCAUUGUGUCUAUGGUUACGCAGGUGUAUAUAAUAGAAAUAUCUGCUCCGGACAUUAGGGGAUGUCUCAGUGCCCUUCUGAAGAUCUCGGGGCAAAUGGGAAUGUUGAUCAGUUUCUCGGCCGGUGCAUACUUGGACUGGCGGCAAUUGGCGACAAUAGUCGCCGUGGCACCAAUAAUGUUAUUUGUGACAACACUUUACGUUCCAGAAACUCCAAGUUACCUGAUGUUGGCAGGCCGAGACGAAGACGCACGUCAGGCUUUACAAUGGCUCCGUGGGGCCCACUGCGACGUGCGAUCGGAACUCGCAACGAUUCGGCUAAAUGUACUACGUGGCGUGACCAACCAUUCCUUCUCGACACAUAUACUCAAACCUGCAUUUAUUACAUGCGGACUCAUGUUCUUCCAAAGAUUUAGUGGUGCAAACGCAUUCAAUUUUUACACCGUAACAAUUUUCCGCCAGACGUUCAACGGGAUGGACCCUCAUCGAGGAGCCAUUGCUGUAGCCUUCGUCCAAUUACUUGCUUCUCUUUUAUCGGGCCUACUCGUGGACAAUAUUGGUAGAUUGCCUUUGCUCAUGGCUAGUAGUAUCUUCAUGUCCAUCUCGCUGGCCAGUUUCGGUUCCUUUUCGUAUUAUGAAGAAAUUCAUAAACAUCAAAAUAUUGAACAAUACGAUUGGAUACCUUUGCUAUGCGUACUGGUAUUUACUGUUGCUUUCUCGUUAGGUAUCGGACCGAUUUCCUGGUUGCUUAUAGGCGAAUUGUUUCCGUUAGAACAUAGGGGCUUAGGUAGUUCUCUAGCUGCUUCGUUUAGCUAUUUGUGCGCAUUUUUAGGAGUUAAAACGUUUGUAGACAUCAGACAAUGGCUAGGUUUACAUGGUACUUUUUGGUUGUACUCGUCGUUGUCCUGCGGUGGUUUAGGAUUUAUAGUUAUGUGCGUUCCAGAAACUAAGGGAACAGAUUUGGAUGAAAUGGAUAUUAAAUGCGCUUAA
This is a messenger RNA of Ctenocephalides felis (cat flea), 1542 nucleotides long. RefSeq names its product facilitated trehalose transporter Tret1-like. Gene Ontology annotation, cellular component: membrane. Lineage: Eukaryota; Metazoa; Arthropoda; Insecta; Siphonaptera; Pulicidae. Gene Ontology annotation, biological process: transmembrane transport. Gene Ontology annotation, molecular function: transmembrane transporter activity. Bases 1 to 1542 code for a protein of 513 amino acids. The record is from RefSeq and is a predicted model, not a curated record. The transcript has 7 exons.